This is a messenger RNA of Nematolebias whitei (Rio pearlfish), 1172 nucleotides long. RefSeq names its product chondroadherin (gene chad). NCBI's taxonomy places the organism in Eukaryota, Metazoa, Chordata, Actinopteri, Cyprinodontiformes, Rivulidae. Gene Ontology annotation, molecular function: protein binding. The transcript is spliced from 4 exons. The record is from RefSeq and is a predicted model, not a curated record. Bases 1 to 1086 code for a protein of 361 amino acids. Gene Ontology annotation, cellular component: extracellular matrix.
AUGCGUUGUGCGACCUGGGUUUUGUUGGGGACCUUCCUCCUGGGCCUCGCAGCGCAGCGAGUCCAGAGCCAGUGUCCAAACCAGUGCCAGUGCCACAGCGACCUGCAGCACGUCAUCUGCGACAGCAAGGGGCUGAAGAAGAUCCCCCAGGUGCCCGAGACGACGCAGCUGGUGAGCCUGCAGUGGAACGACCUGAGCAGCAUCCCCACGGGGGCCUUCAGUAAAAACAAGGAGCUCAACUCUCUGCACAUGCAGCACAGCCACAUCAAGGAGAUCGAGUCCAAGGCUUUCAAGGGGCUGAAGAAGCUCACCUACCUCUACCUGUCCAACAACAAGAUCAGCAUCAUCCAGCAUGGCGCCUUCGAGGACCUCGCCCAGCUCACGUACCUCUACCUGGAUGGAAACCAGAUCAGCGAGCUGGCUAAAGGGAUCUUCUCCCCGAUGAUGAACCUUUUUGUCCUUCAGCUCAAUAACAACAAUCUGCAGGAGCUGCGGCCGGGGACCUUCACUGGAGCUAAAGUCCUGCGGUGGCUGUACAUGAGCGAGAACAAGCUGCAAACCCUGCAGCCGGGCUCCCUGGACCAGGUGGAGAACCUGGCUUUGCUCCACCUGAACGGAAACAAGCUGUCCACCUACCCCAGCGCGGCCAUGAGCAAACUGCGCGUGUUGGAGGAGCUCACGCUGGGGGGGAACCCCAUGAAGACCAUCCCAGAUAACGCCUUCCAGAGCUUUGGGCGCUACCUGGAGAAACUGCACCUGGACAACAUGAGCUUGGAGAAGUUCUCCGACGGGGCGUUCAGCGGCGUGACGGCCAUCACCUUUCUUCAGCUGGACAACAACAACCUGAAGUCUCUUCCUAAAACCCUGCAGCUGAAGACCGUCGCCAACAUGACGCUCUUCAACAACCCCUGGAGCUGCACCUGUCAGCUGGCUCCACUGCGCAGGUGGAUGGACUCGAGACAAAACGGCCCGGAUGCAGUUUGUGCGUCUCCGUCUUCGCAGAGAGGCAAACGAGUGAGCGAGAGCUCGGCCUUGAGGCGCUGCAAGAUCCGGACGAAGCAGAAAAACAAGAAGGACCCGCUCUAACGGGCUCACGGGAAAGGAGUCUGUCCAGGUGACCGGCGGCGCUUACAGACUCUACUCUGAAACAUUAGUUAAGUUUAUUAUUACAC